AUGAGGACACAGAAAAAUCCCUGCCCGGCAGACAAAGUUUGGCCGGAAAAGCACAAAUCCCAGGAAUCCGAGCGGGAAACGGCUCCGACUCCUCCGGAGGAUCCCGACGGCUCCCAAAUCAACGGGAUCUGCCCCGAGGAAUCCGAGGAAUUCAAGGGAGACCUCAAGAAAUCCCGGAAUGGCAAAAAGCAACGGAAAAGGAAACGCUCGCCCAAGGCCAAAAGCGGUGGCGCCGAUUCCCAGCUGGAAUUCCUGUUGGGAAUGUCGGCCGAGCGCGUGUGGUUCGACAAGCCCUUGUACGACCGGGCCGAGAGCGUCUACCGGAAAAAAAUCAUGGAUUCUUGGAGCGGGGAAGCGCCGGAGAGUCGAGGAAUCCCGGAGGAAUUCCCGGCGGCUCCUGGGGCUAAAUCCAGCCCGGAUAUUCCCAAAUCCAAGGGAAUCUGCUCCCAUGGGAAUUUGGCCGCCUGUCACCACGUUGUCCAAGGGGUUUGGCUCAACAAGCCGGAUUUCGACAGAGCCGAGGGGAAAUUCAUGGAGAAAUCCCGGUUUUUCCUCCUUCCUCCCGACGUCUUGAGCGUCCCGGCCCGGAAUUCCGGGCUGGGAACGCCGGACGAAGGUUAUGGCACCGCCCUGCCCACUCCGGCCACGCCCUGCUUGGCUCCGCUUAUUCCCGACUCCGGCAUUCCCGGCGUUCCGGACGAGCCGGUGAACGGCAAGCCGCAGUUUUCCAACCGGGAAGCGCUGGCGGCGGAAGUGUGGCUGGAAAAGCCCCGCUACGAUGCUGCCGAGAAGAACUUCUACGAGAGGAUGUUUUCCAGGAAUAUCCCGGAGAAAAUCAUGGAGAAGAACCAGAAAGCCGGGAAUCAGUCGGGAAACGGCGCCGAGCCGGUGAUUCCCGGUAUUCCCGAGGAUAUUCCCGCCUGUUUUUUCCUGCACCGGGACAGCGAAGCCGGUUGGCUCCAAAAGUCAUCCUACGACCGAGCCGAAUCCCGGUUCUUCGCCCUGGAAGCUUCCAGAGCCUCAGGGAUUCGGGAAUCUCCGGAAAAUCCGCCCGGCCCGGCUCCGGCAACGAAGAAAAUGGCCCUGGAUCACUUCCUGCACGACAAGGUCUGGCUGGACAAGCACAAAUACGACGACGCCGAGCGCAGGUUCUACGAGCGCCUCAACGGCCCCCGCGGGGGCUCCACCCGUUCCCAGGAGAACGGAGCCAGCACGAUCCUGCGGGACAUCGCCAGAGCCAGGGAGAAUAUCCAGAAAUCCCUGGAAGGGAGCGGCGGCGCCUCCGGAGCCACCGGCGACCAGAACGAGCUCCUGGCCCGGAUUUCCCACCUGGAAGUGGAAAACCAAAACCUCCGCAGCGUGGUCUCCGACCUGCAGAUGGCCAUCUUCAAGCUGGAGAGCCGCCUGAACGCCCUGGAAAAAUCCUCCUCCGGCUCCCACCAGCCCUCGCCCGUCCCUCCCACCCAGAAAGUGGAACCUUUCAGCAUUCCCUCCAAAAAAGUGGAGCUCCCGGCCAAGAAACCGGAGCCGGCGGCUGCCGAGGGGGAGGAUGAGGACGACGACAUCGACCUUUUCGGGAGCGACGACGAACAGGAAGACCGGGAAGCCGCCAAAGUUCGGGAAGAGCGGCUCCGGCAGUACGCGGAAAAGAAGGCCAAGAAACCGGGAAUCAUCGCCAAGUCCUCCAUCCUCCUGGAUGUGAAGCCGUGGGACGACGAGACGGACAUGGCCAAGCUGGAGGAAUGUGUCCGUUCCGUCCACAUGGAUGGGCUGCUCUGGGGAGCUUCCAAGCUCGUCCCGGUGGGAUACGGAAUCCGGAAGCUGCAGAUCCAGUGCGUGGUGGAGGACGAAAAAGUGGGAACGGACAUCCUGGAGGAGGAGAUCACCAAGUUCGAGGAUUACGUGCAGAGCGUGGACAUCGCUGCCUUCAACAAGAUUUAGAUGGAAAACUGGGAUCUUUUUCCCUCCGAAACGGGAAUAAUAAAGCUGAAGGUUGGAAGUGCACA
Messenger RNA from Manacus vitellinus (golden-collared manakin), 2006 nucleotides. It is a transcript of the gene EEF1D, whose product is annotated as eukaryotic translation elongation factor 1 delta. Gene Ontology annotation, molecular function: guanyl-nucleotide exchange factor activity; translation elongation factor activity. The coding region runs from base 1 to 1941 and encodes 646 amino acids. Gene Ontology annotation, cellular component: eukaryotic translation elongation factor 1 complex; cytosol. The transcript is spliced from 8 exons. Gene Ontology annotation, biological process: translational elongation. The record is from RefSeq and is a predicted model, not a curated record. NCBI's taxonomy places the organism in Eukaryota, Metazoa, Chordata, Aves, Passeriformes, Pipridae.